AUGGCUUCCCCUUCUUGUCCUUCUACCUCUCCAAUGAAAAAAAUAUAUGAUGUUUUCAUAAGUUUCAGAGGGGAGGAUACUCGCAAGAACUUCACUAGCCAUUUUUAUGCUGCUUUGUGCCGGAAAAAAGUCAAAACCUACAUAGAUGAUGAUCGGCUAGAGAAAGGAGAGGAAAUUUCAUCAGCACUUUUGAGAGCAAUAGAGGAGUCAAAGAUUUCUGUAGUCAUUUUCUCGGAGAAUUAUGCUUCUUCCUCGUGGUGCUUAACGGAACUCGCUCAUAUCGUCCGAUGCAAAGAGGUAAAGAAGCAGCUCGUUGUUCCAAUUUUUUACCAUGUAGAUCAAGCAGAUAUACACCAACAGCAAAACAGCUAUGCGGUUGCAUUUGCUAAACAUGAAAAACGCUUCAAGGAUGAAAAGGUGCAACAAUGGAGAAAUGCUUUAAAAGAAGCAGGCAAUAUGUGUGGCUGGAAUAUAUCUGUCACUAGCUAUACCGAGUCUGAAGUAGUUGAAGAAAUUGUCAAAGACAUUCUGAAAAGGUUGGAUGACAUGUCAUCUAAAGCCGAUUUCAAAGAUCUGGUUGGAAUUGAUAAACAAGUUCAAAACAUUGAACGAUUGCUACAUUUCAGCUUAUUAGAUGUUCGUAUUGUAGGCAUUUGGGGCAUGGGCGGUAUUGGAAAAACCACACUCGCUGAAGUCAUAUUCAGUCGCUUUGCUGAUCCUCAAUUUGAAAGUUGUUGCUUUCUUAGAAACAUUAAGGACACAAAGCGACAUAAACUUCACAAGUUACAAAAGAAACUUUUCUCUAAAUUAUUGAAGGAGAAAAUAGAAAAUGUCAAUCAAUUUGUAAUGAACAGGCUCCAGCGCACGAAGGUGCUUGUCGUUCUUGAUGAUGUAGACGAUUUCGAACAACUAGAAUAUUUGGUGAGAGAUCGUAGUUGUUAUGGUUGUGGGAGUAGAAUCAUCAUAACAUCUAGAGAUAAGCAAGUGCUGAAUAAUAUUCAAGCUGAUAGAAUAUAUGAGGUUGAUGAAUUAAAUUCUCAUGAUGCUCUUCAACUAUUUUAUACAUCAGCAUUCAAGGGAAACUCUCCCACACCAGUUUAUGUACAAAUGUCAAAAAAUGUGGUCGCCAAAUAUGCUAAAGGUGUUCCUUUAGCCCUUAAAGUUUUGGGUUGCCACCUUUAUUGCAAGAGCAUUGAAGAAUGGGAGAGUGAACUGAAAAGGUUGGAAAAUAUUCCCUAUGACAAAGUUCAGAAUGUCUUGAAAUUAAGUUAUGAUGGCCUAAGUUAUGAAGAGAAAAAUAUUUUUCUCGAUAUCGCAUUCUUCUUUGUUGGCACGGAACAGGAUGCUGCGAAAAGAAUACUCGAUAGUUAUUGCUUGGGUGUGGCUAUGGGAAUUAGAGUUCUCAUUGACAAGUGUCUAGUAACUGCUGACCAUUCCAACCGGCUAUCAAUGCAUGAUUUGGUACAAGAUAUGGGUAUAGAAAUUGUUCGACAGCAAUCUCCUGAUGAGCCUGGAAAGCGCAGUAGGUUAAGGUCCACUGAAGAUGUUUGUAAUGUCUUGAAAACUAAUGCAGGGACCCCAGGAAUUCAUGGAAUAUUCUUGGACUUGUCUAAAGCUAGUGAUGUCAUAUGCUUGAGAUCUGAAGUUUUCAAGACUAUGUAUAAUCUAAAACUUCUCAAGCUUCAAGAUCAUUGUGGCGAAAGCAAACUACACUUCCGAAAAGGCCUAAAAUAUCUUCCCGAUGAGCUGAGAUAUCUUCAUUGGGAAAAUUGUUCUCUAAAGACUCUGCCUCGAAAAUUUUGCCCUCAAAAUCUUGUUGAGUUGCACUUGAAUAACAAUAAGCUCAAUCAACUCUGGGAUGGCGUUCAGCAUAUUGAGAGCUUGAAACUUCUAAAUCUCAAAGAAUCUGAGAACCUUUCUGAAAUUCCAGACCUUUCUUGGGCCCUAAAUUUAGAAGAGAUAGAACUGAGCGGCUGUACACGUCUUAAGCAUCUUCCAAGCAGCACUGGCAAGUUGGAGUCAUUGCAGUUUCUUAAUUUAUUUGGUUGCUCAAACUUUGAUGAGUUUCCAGAACUUCCAGGGAAUAUAACAUAUCUGGGUAUGGCUGAGACAGCAAUAGAAAAUGUGCCCCCAUCAAUUGAGCACCUCUCUCAUCUCCGGGUAUUUAAUUUAGGAUACUGCAAAAGGCUUAAGAGUCUUCCAAGCAACUUCUUCAAGUUAAAAUCUCUCCGAGAGCUUUAUAUCAAGGGUUGCUUAGGAUUGAAGUAUUUGCCAGAAGUCUUAGAGCCCAUGGAAAGUCUAAUUGUGCUUCAAACCCAAGAAACAGGGAUUACACGGUUGCCCUCGUCAAUUGAGAAGCUAGUUAGGAUUAAAGAUUUAGAAAUGCAAUACACCGGUGUAUCUGAAAUUUCUGAUUGGCUCUUCUCUUUACCUGCAUUAGAAUCACUAAAUCUCUGUAAAACAAAAAUUAGUAGAAUACCUGAAGGCAUCAAACUUUCUAAGUUGCGAUGUUUAUACGUAAGAGAUUGCAAGUUGCUUCAAUCUCUACCGGAGCUUCCGUUAUCCAUGAGGAAAGUUGAUGCAGGGGGAUGCACAUCAUUGGAGACGAUAUCAAAUUCGUGGAGUCUACUCGCACAAGGGCCUAAAGGGGUUCCUUCCAUUUUGGAGCGGUUUUCAUUUGAAGGUUGCUUAAAGUUGGAUCACAAGAAGAUCCUAAUCGAAUUUCAAAUUAGAGCUUUGUACGUUGCAUCUGUAUUUUUCUAUUGA
This is a messenger RNA of Morus notabilis, 2766 nucleotides long. RefSeq names its product disease resistance-like protein DSC1. The transcript is spliced from 4 exons. Gene Ontology annotation, molecular function: ADP binding. Lineage: Eukaryota; Viridiplantae; Streptophyta; Magnoliopsida; Rosales; Moraceae. Bases 1 to 2766 code for a protein of 921 amino acids. The record is from RefSeq and is a predicted model, not a curated record. Gene Ontology annotation, biological process: signal transduction; defense response.